AUGUUUUCAGCGUGUACUUCAAUUGAAGAAGAAGAAAAUUUGAACUUGAAUUCGAGAAAAAAUAGCGAGAGAAGAGGUUCGAUGAUGGGUGAGUUCGGGGAAUGAUUUCAUUUUUUUUUUUUGAAAAAAAAAUUGAGCUAGCAGCUGAAAUUUCAGCUGUUUCUCUGAAAAAUUUUCAUGGGAAAACAGAAGAAUUUGAAAUUUGAUUUGAUUUAACGAAACAGAACACGAUUUUUUAAUGAAAAAUUUGCUGUUUCAAAAUUUUCUCAUAAAAUUUUGGUCUUGAUUUUUUGAAUUCGGUAUUUGGGUUUUCAAAAUUCAAACAUUUUUAGUUUCUAAAAAAAUUUGCUGUUUCAAAAUUUCUUUGAAAUUUUAUUGAAAGAUUUGGACUUUUGUUAGUUUUCUGAAAAUUUCUGGAAAUUAUUAUGAUGAAAAUUUCACUGUUUCAAAAUUUUUAGAAAAUUUUGGUCCUGAUUUUUGAAAUUCAGUAGUUGGUUUUCAUUUUUUAAAAAUUAAAACAUUUUUUUUUCGAAAAAAAAUUUGCUGUUUCAAAAUUUCUUUGAAAUUUUAUAGUAAAAUUGGGAUUUUUGUUAGUUUGCUAAAAAAAUUCUGGAAAUAAUUAUGAUGAAAAAUUCACUGUUUCAAAAUUUUUAGAAAAUUUUGGUCCUGAUUUUUGGAAUUCGGUGUUUGGUUUUCCAUUUUAAAAACUAAACCAUUUUUUAAUUUCGAAAAAACUAGGGGCGGUGCCCCUAGGCGAAACAGUUGUACAAAUCCUCAAAAAUUCCAAAUUUCAAAGAAAAAUCAUUUUUUUCGCAUUUUUAAAAUGAUCAUUUAUAAAUUAAAGAAAUAAACAGGUUUUCACGUAGGCAUUCGUGGUCAAGUGGUACGUGACUUUGCCUUCGAAUCUAAGCAUUUUUGACGGGUUCGAUUCCCGGUCGAAGCAUUUUCCUAUAUCCGCUAGGUAUGAUUUUUAAAAUUUCUGAAGAAAAUGUGAAAAAAAUGGUGAAAAAAUGUGCGAAAAAAUUUCUAAUGAGAAUGCAUACCUACGGGAUUUUAUAAAGAGGUUAAUUUGCUGUUUCAAAAUUUCUUAGAAAUUUUAUUGAAAAAUUGGGAUUUUUGUUUAUUUCGUGAUAAUCCAUUCAAUAAUUAUGAUGAAAAAUUCACUGUUUCAAAAUUUUUCAAAAUUUUGGUUCUGAUUUUUUGGAAUUCAGUAGUUGGUUUCCUUUUUUGAGAAUUACAAAUUUUUUUUUCGAAAAAAUUUGCUGUUUCAAAAUUUCUAUGAAAUUUUAUUGAAAAAAAUUGGGAUUUUUGUUUAAUCCAUGAAAAUCGCAGUAAAUAAUUAUGGUGAAAAAUUCACUGUUUCAAAAUUUUCUCAUAAAAUUUUGGUCUUGAUUUUUGGAAUUCAGUGUUAGUUUUUUUUUAAUUUUUGAAAAUUAAAACAUUUUUUUUUCGAAAAAAAUUUGCUGUUUCAAAAUUUCUGCAAAAUUUUAUAGAAAAAUUGGGAUUCUUGUUUGAUCCGUGAAAAUCGCAGUAAAUAAUUAUGAUGAAAAAUUCACUGUUUUAAAAUUUUCAUAAAAUUUUGGUCCUGAUUUUUGAAAUUCAGUAUUAAUUUUUCAAUUUUUGAAGAAUAACAAAAUUUUUUAGUUUCGAAAAAAAUUUGCUGUUUCAAAAUUUCUUUGAAAUUUUAUUGAAAAAUUUGGAUUUUGUUAGUUUUCUGAAAAUUUCUGGAAAUUAUUAUGAUGAAAAAUUCACUGUUUCAAAAUUUUUGUAAAAUUUUGGUCGUGAUUUUUGGAAUUCAGUUUUAAUUUUUCAAUUUUUAAAAAUUAAAACAUUUUUUAGUUUCGAAAAAAAUUCACUGUUUCAAAAUUUAUUCAAAAUUUUAUUGAAAAAUUGGGAUUUUUGUUUGAUCCGUGAAAAUCGCAGUAAAUAAUUAUGAUGAAAAAUUCACUGUUUCAAAAUUUUUAUAAAAUUUGGGUACUGAUUUUUUGGAAUUAUGUAGUUGGUUUUUAUUUUCGGAUAAUUACAACAUUUUUUUUUUCGAAAAAAAUUCACUGUUUCCAAAUUUCUAUGAAAUUUCAUAGAAAAAUUCGGAUUUUUGUUAAUUUCUUCAUGAUCCCGCUGAAUAAUUUGGAUGAAAAAUUCACUGUUUCAGGAUUUUUGUAAAAUUUUGAUCCUGAUUUUUGGAAUUCGGUGGUUCGUUUGUAUUUUUUGAGAAUUAAAACAUUUUUUGUAUCGAAAAAAUUUCACUGUUUCAAAAUUUUCCUAUAAAAUUUCAUCCAAACUUUCAGAAUUCAGUAUAUCUUCUUUUUUUGAUCAAAAGUCAGAGAUCUCAUUUUCGGUUAAAUACCGAAAAUAUGAGGAUUAUUGAAAAUUUGUCAUUUUUCUAAAAAAUAAUUCUGAUUUUUGCUGAAUUUCAGAAAAAAACACGAGAAAAAAGAAUUUCGAAAAAAUUCACUGUUUCAAAAAAUUUAUAAGAUUUCGUGAUUAUUUUAGAAAAUUGUUAUGUCGUACAUAUAAUAUAAGAAAAAAUUUUCAGAAAAUUUACUGUUUCAAAAAAUUGUUGAAUAAUUUUUUGCUUGAGAAUUUUUACUGGGAAGGUUGAUGGCGAAAAAAAAUUAUGUUCAAAAAAAUUUCCGAAAAUUUUUUGCAAUCAAAAAAAAAAAAAAACCGUUUCAAAAAAUUAUGAAAUUUUGCAAAUACUUUUGAAAAUUGUUGGUUCAUAGUAUAUCUGUUCAAAAAAUUUUCUAAAAAAAUUCACUGUUUCAAGAAAUUUAUAACAUUUCUCUCAAAAUUGUUCCAGAAGCUUAAAAAUUUUUAUAAACAUUUUUUUCAUUCCAAAAAAAUUCUCAGCUCAAUAAAACAACUAUGACACAUAUAUUUUUGCUAAAAAAAAAUAUAAAAACCUUUCCAAAUUUAUUUUCAGCCUCCAAACUUUUCCCCAGAAAAUGUCAGACACUCUGAAAAUGUUCUGAAAAUUAUAGGUUAUCCCCAAGUUUUCCGAAUCACCUCAGAUUCUGAGAUUUUUUUUCCAAAAAAUCAUAAUUAAUUUGUCUUGAAGCUAAAGUUUAGCUUGAACUUUGCAAGCCUAUAAUUUAGGCUAACUCCAAAAUUUUCUGAUUUCAUUUUUCUCAAGCUUUUAUGUGAUGAUCCCGGAACAAAAUGCCACUUUUUUUGCUCUAUAAUUAAAUUUAUAUUUUUUUUCUUCAAAAAAAAAAAAGUUUUUCUCGAGUUCUAUUCAAAAUAAAAAAAGUGGGCGGAGUUUCGGAGGGCGGAGAAGCUCUGAAAUUGGAAAAAAAAGGUUCAAUGAAUUUUUUUCGAAAAGAGAGAGAUUUUUAUUUUAUUUUUGGGAAGGGCUAUAAAAUUGUCUAGUUUUUUUUUGUUUGGAAAAGUUUUCUGCGAAAUUCAAAAAAAUGAGGAUUCAGGACUAUUUUUUUGAAAAUCAAAAAAAAAUUCAUGAUUUUUUUGAAACAGUGAAUUUUUUAAAGAAUUUUUUUCAAAACCAGUUUCUCCAAAAUCGAAAAAAAAUCAUGAAUUUUUGAAAAAAAAAUUUUUUCUGAGCUUGGAAUUUUUUUUAGGAUGAAUAUUGCGGGAACAAUUUUUUGAAAAUCAAACAUAAAUUUAUGAUUUUUUUGAAACAGUGAAUUUUUGAAAAAAAAUUUUUCUGGGCUUGGAAUUUUUAUUUUCGCUCAAGUGGCUGGAACAAUUUCUUAAAAAUCGAAAAAAUAAUUAUGAUUUUUUUGAAACAGUGAAUUUUUUCAGAAAUUUUUUUGAUAUGUAAAUUAUUCCGGUUUUGCAAAUUUCUAAUUAGUUUCUCCAAAAUCGAAAAAAAAUUCAUAAUUUUUUUGAAACAGUGGAUUUUUGAAAAAAAAAUUUUCUGAGCUCAGCUAAUAUCAAAAAAUGUUGGAAAAUCAAAUCAGAUAUAAAAAUUUUGAAACGUAUUUUUUCCCACAUUUUUUUCUCGUGUACUUCUCCCGGACAACCUUAUAAAUUUAAGAGGCUAGAGAGGUUAGAGAGACUCUGGUUGUCUAGCCUCUCUGCGUCUCUGUUGUCUGAGCUCUCCAAAUUAUCCGUGUACUUCUCCCGGACAACCCUAUAAUUUUUUCCAAUUUUUUUCUCAAAAAAAACUUUGGCCCAAAAAAAAAAGCCACAAAAUCUUGUUUUUUUUCGAAUCUUCGCAAAAAAAAGUUCGUAUUUGUGCCAAUUAGGAAAAGCUGCUGCUGCUGUUUUUUUUUGGCUCGCGUCGUGUUUUUUUUUCAGCCAAAUUUUUUUGUGUUCUGAAAAAAAAACUCGGCGGCCAACCUAAUUUUCUAGAAAUAAAUUUUAUUUAUUUUUUAUUUCUUAUUUCCCCCCCCCCCCGUCUGAGAUUUCCGCUCUCAUGUAGAUCAAAAAUCCGACACCUCGAGGAAUUUUUUCCGGAUCAAAUUACGUCCGCGGAAAAAAAAGUUCCGCGCAAGAUCAAAUUCGAGCCCUGAGCAUCCUGAGCUUCUCAUAAUUAGCCAAAAUUCCUUUUUUUCAGGAAAAGUUCAAAAAUCUUUCCAAGAAAAUUGAAAAGCAAAAAAAAGCAGGCGAAAAUUGUUGCGCUUGACUAAUUUUUCUAAUUUUCAAAGAAUUUCUCUUUGUUUUUGCUCGAGACAUCGAACGGGGUCAGAUUUGCGAUCAGGAAUUGAGAUUUGAAAAAUUCUGCGUCUCUGACAAGAGUUGUCUGGUCGUCUAGCUUCUCUGUGUCUCUAAUUCUGGUUGUCUGUACUGUCUUUCUAGUUUUCUCUAUCUCUCUAGCUUUCUGUUUCUCGUUGUCUAGCUACUCUGCGUCUCUAACAUUCAAGACAGUCAUGUUUUGAAGUCUAGUGUUCUCUGCAUCUCUAGCUUUCUGUUUCUCGUUGUCUAGCUUCUCUGCGUCUCUAACUGUCUCUGCUCGUCUAUACGCUUUUUUCUCUGCCUCUCACUUUCUUGCCAUAGCUUCUCUGCGUCUCUAACAUUCAUGCUUAAAAGUCUAGUGUUCUCUGCAUCUAACAAUACUCUCGCCGUCUGGAUUCUCUAGCAACUUUCUCCUAACAGUGUUCCUCUGCGUCUCUAUCUCACACUCUACUCGUCUAGCUUCUAUCACUUCCUGCCUCUCUAGCCUCUCUAGCCUCUCUAGCCUCUCUACCCUCUCUAGCCUCUCUAGCCUCUCUAACCUCUCUAGCCUCUCUAGCCUCUCUAGCCUCUCUAGCCUCUCUAGCCUCUCUGCGUCUCUAGCCUCUCUGCGUCUCUAUCCCGCCGGAAAACAUGUCCACUUUCUCUCGAACCCAUUUCCUUUUUCCGCCGCUUUUACCUUUAAAAAUAUGUUUUUCUGGUGACUGGCUCCUGAUUUUUCUUCAUAAUAAAAUGAAGGGAAAAUUGACUGGUCGUCCGCAGAAAACUUCUUUUUUCAUCUAUUUUUGGCUCUCUCAAAGCUUUCCUUGUUUUUUUUUCGAGAGAAAAAAAAGAAGAAAAACAACAAUUUAGUAGUUAGCCGAAGUUAGAAACACGCGCGUUUUUUGCUCAAGUGUUUUUGUGACCUUUGAAGAUGUAAAAUUGCAAUGAAGCGCGCCCCCAUUUUAUAUUGACAAUUUCCACUGUUCCGAAAAAAAGAGCGGAUGGCCGAGUGGUAGCGCGUUUGCCUCACAGGCGCGUGACCUGGGUUCGACCCCACCUCCAGGCAAACUUUUUUUUUUUUUUUUUUCGUACCCAAAACACAUUGGCUUGUGAGCAAAAGUCAAUGUUUCUUCAAAUUGCUGAGAUUAUGCGAACAAAGCGACUCAUUUUUCUUUCUCUUCUGGUUUUCCCAAAAUUAUUAGUUCUUUUCUUCCUCAUUGUUCCAAAACUUCCUCAAUUCAUGAUCAAACUACAUAUUUUUUCUGAAAAAAAAAAGAUUUUUUGAUCUCUCACUCUAUAAAUCUUUUUCUCAAUUAGACUAGUCUAAAUUUAAAAUAAGCAAUCAAAAUACAAACCGAACAUAAAUAAUUUUUGGCCGAAAAUUUUCGCAGAGAGGCCACGCCCCAUUUUUCUCGGUUCAUAAGAAGAAGCCCGGCUGGUGAGCUUUGAAAUUUGCUCUGAGAAAUUUUUUUCGGAAAAAAAAAAUUUCCACGUGAGUUUCAAGGGACCUACGUAUUUUUUUCCACAUUUUUUUUCGUGUACUUCUCCCGGACAACCUUAUGAAUUUAAGGCUAGAGAGACUCUGGUUGUCUAGCUUCUCUGUGUCUCUUACACUAUCUCUGCUGUCUGAGCUCUCUAGACAUUUUCCAAAUUAUCCGUGUACUUCUCCCGGACAACCCUAGAAUUGUUUUUAUUUUUGUAGAGAAUUAGACGACGAGAGUAUUGCUAGAGAGAGGGAGAGAGCUAGAGACGCAGAUAAGUUAGACGACGAGAGUAUAAAGAAAAAUAGUGACGCAGAGAUACCAGACGACUAGAGGGUGAGGCUGUGUGAGAAUUAGAGAGGCUAGAGAGCCUAGAGAGCCUAGAGAGGCUAGAGAGAGAGAGAGAGCUAGAGACGCAGAGAAAAAAUACGUUUUUCUGAUCUUCAGAGGCUAAUUAAAAUUAUACUAUUUCUUAGAAAAUUAAAAUAAUUUUUUUUUUGAAAAUUUUCUUUAAAAAAAUUUUUUUCAAAAUUUUCAAAAAAAAAUUUUUUUUUUCAAAAUUUUCUUUAAAAAAAAUUUUUUUUUCAAAAUUUUCUUUAAAAAAUUUUUUUUCAAAAUUUAAAAAAAAAAUUUUCAAAAUUUAAAAAAAAUUUUCAAAAUUUUCUUUAAAAAAUUUUUUUCCAAAAUGUUCUUAAAAAAAAUUUUUUUUUUUAAUUUUCUAAAAAAACAAUUUUUUUCAAAAUUUUGUAAAAAAAUUUUUUUUUUAAUUUUCUUAAAAAAAAAAUUUUUUUUUCAAAAUUUUCUUUAAAAAAAUUUUUUUUCAAAAUUUUCUUUAAAAAAUUUUUUUUUCAAAAAAAAUUUGAUAUUUAAAAUUAUAGCUUGAUAUUUCAAUGAAUUUUGCAACUUUUUUUCCAAAACUUCCCGAAUCUCUUCCAGUUUUCCAGCCAAAAAUCUGAAAUCCUCAAGAUUUUUUUUUCUUUCAGAUACUAUGAUGGGUUUGCUUUCAACAAUUCGCGGCAAAAAAGACAGUUCAGUUGGAAGUGGAAUUGGUUCAGCACAAGUCGGACCACUCAAUGCAAAAACCAAAAAAUUGGUGAUUCAGGAAUGGCCAGCGUGGGUUUUUCUGGAAUUUUAGGGCUGAAAAUGUUCCUCAAGAUUUUUUUAAGCUAAAAUUAAUUUUGUUACAGUACUCUUCUUACAGUACUCUUCUUACAGUACUCCUGAACCCGGAACUUUGAAUUCCUUUUUUUUUCAAAAAAAAAAGACGUGACUUAUCUAAACUCGGAUUAUUUUUGACUCGCUUUUUUCUCAAUAUUUAUUUACUUUUUUAUUUAUUUACAUGUUUUUUUUUGGUUGACGAGAAAAAGGAAAAAAAAACAAAUUGAAAAAAAAAGUUUCAGCUGUUUUAUAACAGCACACGUCACUUUUAUGGGGACUUUUGGCUCAUGUCAGAAUUUAAGCCUAAGCCUAACUCAAGCCUAAGGUUCUGGCUAAGCCUAACCUAAGCCUAAGGCACUGCCUAAGCCUAAGGCUCUUCCUAAGGUCCUGUCUAAGCCUAAGGCACUGCUCAAGCCUAAGGCCCUCCCUAAGCCUAAGGCCCUCCCUAAGCCUAAGGCCCUUCCUAAGCCUAAGACACUGUCUCAGCCUGAAGACCUUUCAAAGCCUAGCCUAAGCCUAACUUAAGCCUAAGGCCUUGUCUAAGCCUGAGGCCCCGUCUAAGCCUAAAAGGCCCCUGCUCAGCCUUAGGACCUGCCUAAGCCUAAGGCCCUUCCUGAUCCUAAAGAUUUUGCUAAGCCUAAAUACCCUGCCUAAGCCUGAAGCCCUUUUCAAGCCUAAGGCCCUUCCUAUUCCUAAGGACCUAUCUAAGCCUAAGGCCCUUCCUAUUCCUAAGGCCCUGCCCAAGCCUAAGGCCCUUCCCAAGCCUAAGCCCAACCUAAGCCUGGGGCCAUGUCCAAGCCUAAGGCCCUGUCUGACCCUGCUCAGUCUUAGGACCUGCCUAAGCCUAUCCCAAGCCUAAGGCCCUUCCUAAGCCUAAAAGGCCCCUAUCCAGCCCUAACCUAAUUUUUUUUCAAUUUUCCAGAGUUCUCGCCCAAUCGCCGGAUCUUUUUCAAGAAAUCUGGCUGAAAUCCGCCACCAGAAGCACAUCAAUCAAGGUACAUAUAGAAUUUCUGGAAUUUCAGACUGAAAUUUUCAGCCAAAUAAAUUUCAGAAAGCCUUUGGCAUCGGCGACAACGAGAAUCCGAUGCAAAACGCGAGUUUCCUGGGCCUGUCGGCCACAAUUCAGGCCUACUUCUACAAACUCAUCAUCACCUAUGAGCUCAACGAUGAGCUGGUCAGAGAGUCGUGUGAGCAGUUGGGUGCACGACAUGUCGAUUUUAUCACUCGCGGUUUUCACUCACAUUUUUGGGACAUUUUUUUGGUUUGUAUGGCGGAGAAGAUUGAUGAGACAUUGUCGGCCUAUAUGCCCGAUGAGGAUAAGAAGAAUGAGAUGAUUUUGGCGUGGCAAAGGUUGGUGAACGGGGAGCGAAAGGGUGUCUGCGUCUCUAGAUUUGUCUGCGCUCUCUGGGCUCUCUGUGCUCUCUGGCCUCUCUGGACUCUCUGCGUUCUCUGCGUCUCUGUGCUCUCUGUGCUCUCUGUGCUCUCUGGCUUAUCUGGCCUCUCUGUGCUCUCUGUGCUCUCUGCGUCUGUAGCUUUCUCUGCACCUCUAGCCUCUCUAGCCUCUCUAGCCUCUCUGGGCUAUCUGUGCUCUCUGCGUCUCUAGGUUACUCUGCGUUCUCUGGGUUUCUAGGUUCCUCUGUGCUCUCUGGGCCAGAUGGCUUCUCUGGGCUCUCUGGGCUCUCUGGGCUCUCUAGGCUCUCUAGGCUCUCUAGGCUCUCUAGCCUCUCUAGCAUCUCUACCCUCUCUACCCUCUCUGUGCUCUCUGCAUUCUCUGGUCUCUCUGUGCUCUCUAGCCUCUCUAGCCUCUCUAGCAUCUCUAGCCUCUCUAGCCUCUCUAGCCUCUCUAGCCUCUCUAGCCUCUCUAGCCUCUCUGUGCUCUCUGGGCUCUCUCUUCAUUCUCUGUGCUCUCUGUGCUCUCUGGACUCUCUGCGUUCUCUGCGUCUCUAGGUUCCUCUGGUCUCUCUGGACUCUCUGCGUCUCUCUGCUUUUUCUGGGUCUCUAGGUUCCUCUGUGCUCUCUGGGUCUCCAGGUUUCUCUGCGUCUCUAGGUUUCUCUGGGCUCUCUGCGUCUCUAGGUUUCUCUUGGUCUCCAUGUUUCUCUGUGCUCUCUGGACUCUCUGCGUUCUCUGUGCUCUCUGGGCUCUCUACCCUCUCUAGCCUCUCUAGCGUCUCUAGCCUCUCUAGCCUCUCUAGCCUCUCUAGCCUCUCUAGCCUCUCUAGCCUCUCUGGACUCUCUAACCUCUCUGGACUCUCUGGGCUCUCUAGCCUCUCUAGCCUCUCUAGCCUCUCUAGCCUCUCUAGCCUCUCUAGCCUCUCUAGCCUCUCUAGCCUCUCUAGCCUCUCUAGCCUCUCUGUGCUCUCUGUGCUCUCUAGAUUUGUCUAGGCUCUCUAGGUUUCUCUUGGUCUCCAGGUUUCUUUGGCUCUCUAGCCUCUCUGAGUUCUCUGCGUCUCCAGGUUUCUUUGGCUCUCUAGCCUCUCUGCGUUCUCUGCGUCUCUAGGUUCCUCUGUGCUCUCUGGACUCUCUGUGCUCCUGGACUCUCUGCGUUCUCUGCAUUCUCUGGGCUCUCUAGCCUCUCUAGCCUCUCUAGGCUCUCUAGGUUUCUCUGUGCUCUCUUACUCUCAGUACUCUCUCACGACCAUACAAGGCGCCCGUUGAGUCAGACACGAGACGACGAGAGUAUUUUGCGAAAAUAUCCCGAAAAUGAAUUUCGUGGCGAGAUAUUUUCAAUGAAAUGUGUGUGUCCCUUUGAAAAAAUACCGUAUUUUGUUUCAAGGAACACUGUAUUUUAUUGAAUAAAUAUCCCGAAGCGAAAUUCAUUUUCUGGAUGUUUUUGCGAAAUACUCUCGUCGUCUCGCGUCUAACUCAACGGGCGUCUGGUAUGGUCGUGGGAGCGAGAGUGUGUCUGCGUUUCUAGAUUUCUCUAGCCUCUCUAGCCUCUCUGUGCUCUCUGCAUUCUCUGUGCUCUCUGCAUUCUCUGUACUCUCUGCGUCUCUUUGAAUCCAACACUCUCUCGUCUGAUUUUCUCUGCGUCUCUAGAAGUGCUCUCUCUCUAGCCAGUAUUUAGAGAGUGUAGAAUAUUAGAGACGCAGAGAAUAUGUUUUUCUCUGCGUCUCUCUAGUUUCUCUGCGUCUCUAGAUAUUUGUAGCUAUCUAGAUCUCUGGGCUCUCUGCGUCUUUUGGAUCCAACACUCUCUCGUCUGGUUUUCUCUGCUUCUCUAACCUUCUCUAUACCCUCUCGAUUUUUGAAUUUUUCUCUGCGUCUCUUAUCUCUCGCACUAUGUUUUCUUUGCGUCUCUCCUGAAUAUUCAGUUUGUCUCUACCUCUCUCUAGUAUCUCUGCGUCUCUAACCUUCUCAAUACUCUCUCGAAUGUUGAUGUUUUCUCUGCGUCUCUCAAUGUCUAACCUCAAGCUCUCUGCGUCUCUGACCUAUAGAAAAACACCAGACAACCUGGCACCAUGUUUUGUCUGCGUCUCUCGAUUCACCAUGCUCUCUAAUGAUUUCUAGUAACCUGAUGGUAGCUCACGUCUUCUCUGCGUCUCUCUACAAAACCUCACCCUCUAUUUCAUCCCAAAUAACCCCCUCUACGUCUCUGCGUCUCUAACCAAUCAAUACUUCCAGAGUCGUCAACUCAAUAGUGCAUCAAAUGCGCGCCGGCUAUUCGGACCGCCGAAAACAACAAAUCGGCGGAACAAAAACGCCAAGCGUUUGA
Caenorhabditis angaria is the source of this 10962-nucleotide messenger RNA. The record is from the annotation of a GenBank genome assembly. Lineage: Eukaryota; Metazoa; Nematoda; Chromadorea; Rhabditida; Rhabditidae.